UCUUAGGCAGUAUGUAGAUCGGAUUUUCACAGUUAUUACAAAAUCUGGGGUCAGUUGUCCUACAGUGAUGUGUGACAUCUUUUUUUCAUUGAGGGAAUCAGCAGCUAUACGUUUCCAAGAUGAUCCAGAUGUUAGGUACACAGCAGUAAGCAGCUUUAUUUUUCUGAGAUUCUUUGCUCCUGCAAUUCUUUCUCCAAACCUUUUUCAUCUUACACCGCAUCACCCAGAUCCACAGACUUCAAGAACUUUGACGCUGAUCUCUAAAACCAUACAAACAUUGGGCAGUUUAUCAAAGUCUAAGUCUGCCAGUUUCAAGGAGUCAUAUAUGGCUAUAUUUUAUGACUACUUUAACGAGCAAAAGUAUGCAGAUGCAGUAAAAAAUUUCUUAGAUUUGAUUUCAUCCUCUGGAAGGAGAGAUCACAAAAUUAUAGAGCAACCAAUACUACUUAAAGAAGGGUUUAUGAUCAAAAGGGCGCAAGGCAGGAAAAGAUUUGGCAUGAAAAACUUCAAGAAGAGAUGGUUUCGGCUCACUAAUCAUGAAUUUACCUAUCAGAAAAGCAAAGGUGAUCAUCCACUGUGCAGCAUUCCAAUUGAAAACAUUCUGGCGGUAGAAAAAUUGGAGGAAGAAUCCUUCAAAAUGAAAAAUAUGUUCCAGGUGAUUCAGCCUGAAAGAGUGCUCUACAUUCAGGCCAAUAAUUGCGUUGAGGCCAAGGACUGGAUUGAUAUCCUCACCAAAGUUAGCCAGUGUAACAAGAAACGGCUCACUGUCUACCAUCCCUCUGCAUACCUUAAUGGGCACUGGCUGUGCUGCAAAGCUACUGCAGAUAAUACUCCUGGCUGUACUCCCUGCACUGGGGGUCUACCAGCAAAUAUACAAUUAGACAUCGAUGGAGAUAGAGAAACAGAACGCAUCUACUCCCUAUUCAAUCUGUAUAUGACCAAACUGGAGAAAAUGCAAGAGGCUUGCGGCAGCAAAUCAGUAUACGAUGGGCCUGAGCAAGAAGAAUAUUCAACCUUUGUCAUUGAUGACCCUCAAGAGACUUAUAAGACACUAAAACAGAUUAUAGCAAAUGUUAAAACCUUAGAACAGGAACAUGCCCAGUACAAGAGGGAUAAGUUCAAGAAGACAAAAUAUGGAAGCCAGGAACAUCCCAUUGGUGACAAGAGCUUCCAGAGUUACAUAAGGCAACAGUCAGAAGUCUCAGCGCAUUCCAUUUGAAGUCUGAAGAAAGUUACAAGAUGGUGUUGCUGAAGGACUGAAGAAAGAGAAAAGCCACCUGUAGCAAGAUGUACAUAACAAAUGUCAAGCUUGCUGAGGCUUGCUAAGUGUUUUCUCUCUCUCCAAGAACUAUUACAAUCGUUGCUAUGCACUUUAUUCAUCUGGUGUUAACAGAUGAAGGAACUCUGCCUUCUAGGUGGUUCUCAUCAUAUGUGUUGUGCUGCAUUUUUAAAAGUGUUGCUCUGGUUUCUUGGAAUCUAGUGAUCAGUUCAAUGAUCAAAGCCUGUGGACUUCAUAUUGACAACUUCCACAAUCCUUUUACAUGGCUGAGAGCCUUUUUCUAGAUUUCUAAUUUUUGAUGGCUGAUUAGGGGCUACUUUGCAUUACGCCACAGAGCCAUUAGGGAAGGCCUUGCAGCAUUUGCUUUGUAAUGGAGAGAAGCCCCAUUGGUUAUAGAUGUAGUCUCCCCUCACUGGAGCUUGCCUUGACCCCAAGCAGACUGAACAACAGGGUAUUUUGCUCUUAGCAUUAGCAGCGUAUUAUUGGGUUCAGAAGAACUGGCUUCUAAAAAGAAAGUCUACUAUUUAAUGGUACUCCCUGGAAUUUUUGAGAUAACAGAGUUGUUUCCACUAAGGCAUUCAGUCAAUUUCUAUUUUUUCCUAUAAACAUGAAUAAUUACAUAUUCAAACAAGUGAAGUAUGAAUAGUACAAGAAUACUUGAAGAGUAGUCACAAAAACAAUGGUUUGAUGAUCAGAAUUAAUGAUUUUCUACUAUUUAAGGGCCAUUUCAAAUGCAAUACGUUUCUUACAUCUCUAAUAUUUCCAUGUAAGAAAUAAAAUCAACCAUGAGCAAUUUCUCAAUGAGCGAAGUGAGCACACACUUCUUUUUCAGUGAUAUUUACAGGAGGAAGCAGAGAUAAAUUUAAUUCAUGAAAAGUUGACUUAAUAUGUAGUACUGUAGGUGACCUCACCAGGUUCUUCCUCAGGGAAUUUGGAAAGCAAAGGGCGGCUAUAUUCUCUGAUUAAAAAAAAAAGCUAUUUCUUCUCUAGAGAGGUUGACUGCAACAUACUACAUACUAAUACAUUUCAGCAAGGAAUGGAGACAAACGAAGAUUUUUGCAAGAUGGUUUGCGCAACCUACAUAGAAAUAUUAGUGUAGGAACAACAACAUUCCAUAUGCAAUAGGCUGAAGAAGGCAGAGCUGUAAUGUAAGAGUAGCUUGUUAUGCUCCCUUAAAGGUGCAGGAGAAGAUGCUGUCAGCAAGAUAUUGGUAAAGAGAGAUCUUAACAGAAAGUUAUGGAAGCUUUAUCCUGAAUGUUGAUGAGGCUGAAGUUCCUGUUCUCCUGGCACUACCUGAUUGUUUCAUAUAAGCAUUUAAACAAGAAGUAUUUCAAGGAUAAAGAUAUAUUUAGUUUGGGUUGUUUUCAUUGUAUUAACAUACAGUGUAUUUUAUUAAUAUGUUAUAAGUAGAUGCAGGGCAUGGGGGGGUUCAAAAAACUCAAGAUGGCGACCACACGACCACAAUCUUGACUUUUUUGACACCCCUCCCCACAGAUUCCCCUGAAUACAUGAAAUGGAAUGUGCAGCAUACCUCAUGAAUGCAAAUAAAUAUUGUUGGGGGAGUGACAAGAUGUGUGCGUGCACAUGUGCACUAUAAAAUUAUAAAAUGGCUCGGACCCAGACCAAGUUAGUUGCACUUUAAGCCCCACUGAUAGGUAGAAAGUAUGUUAUGACCAGCAUAAGCCUUGUGUAUUUCAGUUAACUUAGAUAUGCCUAACUGUCUGGAUCCAACCCAAUAUAGCUGUCAUAGCUUCUCUAAGAGUCUGAUUCAUGUUGGGCUUUGACAAAAGUCAAAGUCAUGUGACAGAACUUACAGGCUACUCUUGGACCACACUUAAUGAACCUUCAGCUUCUUUGGAUCCUAGAAGAAACGUGAAGAGUGAUGUCUGCAAACCAGCCCCACAGUAGUAAAAUCCUUACAAAAAAGAAUGACAAGUCUUUUAUGCAGUCUCUAUUUUUAAUGGUUCUUGUUGUUCUUAGCAUUAGGGUACAUUAGGAAACUACACAAUGAGAAUUUAUAGCCUAUCAAUUGCCAACAGAAAUGCUAGGGAAGAACCGUACCAUGUGCUCUGAACUGCCAUUUGAAACUGAAUGCCAGUUUUUUUAAAUGUAUUUGUAACUUAAUAGUCUUUUGACGAAAUACUAAUGACCUGCAAUGUGUGUUCUAUUU
Python bivittatus (Burmese python) is the source of this 3449-nucleotide messenger RNA. The record is from RefSeq and is a predicted model, not a curated record. Lineage: Eukaryota; Metazoa; Chordata; Lepidosauria; Squamata; Pythonidae.